GUUUUAAUUGAACGAAUAAGUGAAUUGAUGUUAAAUUAAAAAAUUCGUAAAGAAAUAUGAACUAGAAAAACUGCGCAUGAAAAAUCAAUAAAUUUUGCUGCCUUCAGAGUACCUCAAAACAAAAGUACAGCGGACUCGCGGGAAGAAUAUAGGGAAACACAAAAAUUUGUUUAAAUAAUGUAGAUUGUAUAGAUAUUUGCUCAUCUAAUGCUGAGAUUAUUUAUUUCUCCAACAAAACCGAAAACGUAUGAAAAACAACAACAAUUGAAAGCAAAUGUUUUAUAAAACAAACUAAACUCAAGGGUAGCGAAACGUAUGAGACGGGUUGUUUUAUCACAAUAAAUAAAAUUCUUUUGUUGGCGCUUUGUGUGAGGCUGCUGCACCUAUAUAAAGUAGAGUACACAUUCUCCUGGUCCAGUGAUUUACUAAUAAAUGUGUUACAUGCAGUGGGGCACGGCGAAAGCUUUUGACAAUUGUUUACUAGAAUUUGUAUGGCAGCAUAUAGAAUACAUUUCCAGCGGAAAAAAGUAUAUCGCGAAAAGUGUUUGUAGAUAUUUUUGUACAUCAGAAAAAAGAAUAUGUAUUGUCAUUGUUAUGUAGAGCAGCUAUAAAAAGCAAUGAAAGGAACAGCAGCUAUUAUUCAUAACUACAUAAAAAUAUAUAACUAAGGAUAUAUUAAUCAUAUAAUGGUCAAAUCACUAGUUUCGAAACUAUCAUCUGCCUCAAAUCUAUCAUUGUCGUCAACAUUAUCUUCUGUUGGUGGUGGCAGUUCACAUGGAUCUGGCACAUAUGACACAAACUAUUUCAAACAUCGCAAUGAUCCAGGACGUUUCUUUGGCGAUGGCGUACAAUUUAAAGCAAAACUUAUUGGGAUAUUGGAAGUGGGAGAAGCGCGUGGUGACCGUAUGUGUCAAGAGGCUUUACAAGACUUAAAAAUGGCUAUACGCGCUGCUGGUGAACACAAGCAGCGCAUAACAAUACACGUUACUAUUGAUGGUUUACGUUUGAGAGAUGAAAAAACUGGUGAUUCCUUGUAUCACCAUCCUGUGCAUAAGAUCUCAUUUAUAGCACAAGAUAUGACUGAUUCACGUGCAUUUGGUUACAUUUUCGGUUCACCAGAUAGUGGGCAUAGAUUCUUCGGUAUAAAAACUGAUAAGGCAGCUAGUCAGGUUGUUUUAGCAAUGCGUGAUCUCUUUCAAGUUGUAUUCGAGCUAAAGAAAAAAGAAAUUGAAUUGGCCAGGCAACAGAUACAAUCUAAAACACUACAUGAACAUCAACGUGCUUCAUUAGCGUCGUUAAAACCUGUUGGUGGGCAUAAUGAUUUAAGCGGUAGCGUUGGAAGCAGUACUAUGGCAAUGUUCGGUGGUAUAAGCGGCCAGGGUGCUACUGGUAUUUCAAGACUUGGUGUUAAUUUAGAUUCAAAGGAUGUUUCAAAAGAGAUGUCACCAGAAUCUGUGGCAGAUCUUGUUGAUUUGGAACAAGAACUAAGUUCAAUACAACGAGGUAUAACACAAAUGGAACGUAUUACACCAAGCGAUCCUGUACACCCACCAAUGUGUAAUACAACUGGAAAAUCAACUAACGAUGAAGAUCCAUUCGGCGAUUCAUUUACAAACUUUCCGACAUACAAUAUCUUGCCACCACCUGAGUCUGAUCGUUCGCGUAAUAAACCGGGUAAACCGCCAGAUGCAAAUGCAACCACUGUACAAAAUCCUGCUCUAUCAUCAUUACUAUCACCUACACCAGCUGCAGAUAGUAGUGCUACUGCAACAUUAGCUCAGCAAGAGGAUGAAGAUAAUUGGUUAAAUGAUUUGGAUCAGCAAAAUGAUGUUUUUGAUACUUCAAAGACAGUAGUGAUGGGUAUGGGCGUUAAUUUGCCAAUGGCACCGUUGGCACCUUCUGAAACUAUAGAGACACCAAUACAACAGUUUCAUGAGCAUUCAAUGUCUAUUGAGAACGAUGUAUUAGCUAAUACAGGAGUUGGUAAUUCCAUAACGCAUAUUGCAACUAAUACUAGUACUAUAAGUGCCAUUGAUGCAUUGGCUUCUGCUCUAAACGAACAUCCCAAUAUUACAGCUGUAGCAGCUAAGUCCGAUGCUUUUACAGAUUUGGAUCCACUAGGUACUGGGCGUACACGUCCAUAUGUUGACAAAAAGUACUUCUUUCAGGAGCUUAAGAAUCCACCUAAAAAGGUACUUAAAGAUUUAUCAGCCAACAACAGCGCAGCAAAUACUCAAAUAUAUGGCGAUAUAACCGCUUCAAAUUACUCAGCUGCAGCCGCUGUUGUAGAUGAAUUCCUUAGCAAGGAAGGUCUGUUCGAUGAUACAAUUGGAUCGGGAACUUUGUCGGAUUCCACUUCGAGAGCUACUGAAUUUGAAAGAGCACAACUGCAGGCACAGCAAUUAUCAAAGCCGCUACCUAUUAAUCUAAUUAAUACUAACACAUAUGCAGAUCCUGUUCCUCCAACGUCAACUGGCACUGGCGCUGAUCCUGUAAUGCUGCCAAGAGAUACUGAUCCGUUUUCACCAACGCGUAAAAAAAGUGAUCCAUUUCAAGAUGGUGAUAUCUUUACUAAAUUGGAUCCAUUUGAGUUCGAAUUUUCUGGUAAAAAUGAAAAUACUAAUCAACGCGUUUCACCGUCCAUUUCCUCUUCCGCUGCUGCUUCAUCUUCAACGACUGAUGCACGACGUCCUAAAGAUGUUUUUAAUGGACCAUUGCAAGUUAAUCUGCCACCUGAAAGUGGUAGUGCUUCUGUUGGUAUUGUUACUUGGAAAAGUGAUAUUUCCAAACUUGAACGUCCGUCUAGUGAUGCACAUAGCACUGGCAUGGGUAAUAAUAUUAGUACAGUGCGUUCAAGGCCAACAAUAUCUGGGAGCAGUUCUCACUCUAGUUCGGGUAUACAUGCGCCCUCAUCUAUGUUAAAACAACAAACAGUUGAUGUAAUUUCAAGCAUCAGUAAUAAGAAAAUGCCGCAUCUAUUUGGGCAAGCAAGAUUUUCGAAAAGAGGUGAUUCUAAUAGCAUUAAUAUGCGGCGUCUGCAAGAAAGCGAUUCAUUAAGUGAAAAUGAAACUGCACCAGAACCACCACCACGUCCUGAUGCUAUAUCUCACGUUGAACCGCCACCUUUACCACCGAAAAAACAAUUUAAUGAUAUUGUUAUACGACCACGUAUCACUUCGGGUAAUGCAGUACCACCGGUAAACAGCAGUAAUCGUUACGAGUAUAUUAUUUCAACGGCUAAAUUAUCGGCACCCGCUGGGUCAGUAUCGACGGGCGUAGCUGAUGUACCACCUAUACCGUUGCCUUCGCGACGGGUAGGCCGUUCAGAUGGCACAUAUCCUGGACCAGGGAGACCGCGUAAACCCGGUCAUACUGAAGAUGAUUACUUAGCACCUAUUGGUCUCAGUACUGCAAGCAAUAGUAACAUGCCGGGUAGUUCGGAUGUGCCACCCUUGUUGCCACCUCCAGUGCAAAUUUCAACACGUACUCGCGCUCAACGUCAACAAUCUCAGACAAAAGCACAGGAUAUUUAUGAAAAUAAAAAAGAAAUCUUGCAGCAACAGCAAGAAAUGCAGAUGGAAGAAGCGGCAGCUAGUGCCGCAGUUAUUCCGGACAUCACUCUAAGUCAACUACUUACGCUUGGAAUCGACGAAUUAGCAAUAAAAUUAAAUGUACCGACAUCUAAAUUAAGUACCAUGACGUUAGUAGAAUUAACCACAUAUUUAUCCGAAUUUAUAGAGAAAUCGAAGCCAUCCAACACAUCUAUGCACAUGCAGCAACCGCAUUCUAUUAGCCCCGUUUUAGUUAAUGCAAAUCAAAAUGACCAAAAUUUCGACCAAGCACCAGUAUUUAAAGUUAAUUUCGAUCAACAAGCCACAUUUGUUGCCAAAUUUGAUGAUACUUUCGGUGAAGACAUGCCGACUAGUAAUCAAAAUCAAAAUCAAAAUGCACAGGAAUUUGUUGCCAAUUUUGCCCAAUUUAAUAACGCGCCAAUAGCACCACCUAUACCUAGUAAUUCUACUCGUGUGCCUGCUGUACCGCCAGCUGAUCGGUAUGCAGUUUUUCGUGAAAUAAUAGAUCAAGAACUGCAGCAGUGUGAACAAAACGCAAAUCUUAUAGGCGACCUUACUCCGCCUGAAGAAGAGACAAUGAUUGUAGACUCAGUGCAUAUGGAUGAGUCGACACGUAUGCAGGAUGUAAACACUGGAUUUGAUGCUCACUUUGAAGAUGAUGAUUUUCUUGCCAUACAGACUGGUCAACAAUCUACGCUUCCCAAGUUCGAUACAAAAAUAACAGAAGUGGUCGCACAAGCAAAGGAUCGGUAUGCUGCUUUGCGGGAUAUAAUACUUGUGGAAAAUCUAUUUGAUCAAAAGCCCGUUAUUGAAGAUAAUGAAAAUAAUUUGAUGCAAGAAUUCACAGAAUUUAGCGAAGACUUUAAUGAAGAUCAAGAUCUAAAGCAGAUAAUGGAUGAACGUGUGUGUAGUACAGGACCAGAUCGUUUAGGUCUUGUAGAUAGUCGUGGUUUUCCUGCUGAACCAUCGUCAUCCGCACUUACAGUAGAAGAUGAUGAAGACGAAGAUGGCGGUGCUGAAAGCAGCUUGGAUAGUAAUGAUAAAGAUGCUGAACGAAACAGAGGUGACUUAUGCGGCUUGCCACAAGACCAAUAUGAAAAACUUUCUACUUCCACGCAACAGUUAGAUGUAGAAAGAUCAGAUAAAAUAGAAACGGGCAGUAUAGGUGAUGUUAGUAGUAUAAAUUCAAAUUUACCAAACAGCAAACAAGACAGUAAGUUCCUUAUGGUAGCAGGCACUAGCGGCCUUUCUUCAUCUAAAGAUGACUUAGAAAUUGACGAACUAAUGCAACGCGCUAUUUCCAAUUUAUCGCUUGAUUCACGUGAACGCAUAUCUCCUGCAAAUUCAACAAGUGCAACAGGCGCAAAUACAACUAUAUCGAUAUCUGUUACUCGAGCUUCCUGUUUAACAACGCAGUCUCAAUUUAACGAUGUAAGCACAUCUCCAAUUCCGCUGCAAAAAUCUCCUGUACCGGGUAUCGUACAGCAAAAAUCGCCUGUUUCUAAGUCAACUCAACCAUCACCAAUAUUAUCGCAGCUUUCUGCAGUUUCAAACUUAAUUGAUACAGCAACCAAGCAAAUCAAAUCUACAGAUGUUCCAUUAAACAAUGUCUCCAAAAAGAACAAAGAGUCAUGGGCUACAUUUGACUCACCGAAACCUGUUUUUCCGGUUGAUAUACGUGAUAAACGAGGUCGCAUAAUACAAUCUGGCAAAUCUACGUCAUUGCAUUUACCGCCAGCACCACCAUCUAAUACUUCACAAAACGACACUGCAGAGUCACCAUGCUCUUCUGACCCUAGAGAGGAAGGUUGGAAUAAAGGUUCAGUUAAUGUUGGUAGACGCUGGACAAAGAAGGAUCGUCAACAAACUUCGUCUUCAUCACGCGAUUUGAGCCCCUGGGAUGAUGAAGCGCCAGAUUUUCAAAAACAAAAACGACAUCCGAUGCCACAAAUGCCAGCCGGUCAAACUCAUGUGCAACCCGAUCGUCAUGGCUAUUAUAUGCGUCAUGCAAGACGCAUGAAUUCAUGUGAUGAAGACUAUGAUUAUGAAGACGACUUUAACAACCGCCGGGAUCAGCGAAAGUUUAAGCACGGCUUGUCACGAAGUAGAGAUAAUUUUGAUUUAGAUUCGCCCAGUUGGUAUCAUCAUUCUCAACACCACACUUGGUCUCCGCAAGAUAUUGAUCAAGCUUCUAAUUCUCGCAUUCGUGGUUUUGAACGUGCUGCUUAUGAGCGUUCGACAUAUGGACCUCCAAUUUAUGAUAAACGUGGUAUGCCAAUGCCAGCUACUGUUUCUAGUUACGAUCGCCGCAGUGGGUAUGAUAAACGUAAAUAUUAUCGCGACUAUGCCAGGCCAAAUUACGAAUUUGAAGAGUACGCAGAUUCGUCUACAAUACAAGAACGCUACCGCGAUGGUGGCAGUUUUGAAAAAUUAAAAGUAGGACGUCGUUCAGACUACGAAAAUGUUUAUGAUGACGGUCGUUUACCAACUAACUACAAGACUCGAACUACUGAGUAUAUGUAUGAACGUGAUCGUAAGUCAUUUGAUCGUGAAAGUGUAGAAUCGUAUGAAAGUGCUACACGAAGAAGACGAAGUUUUGGUAGCGGUGAUGUAUAUGGCAGCUUGGAGAGUCGAGAAGAUUUUCGUGACAGAUAUAUGGGUGGAGCAGAAAGAACACGUUCCUUGCGAAAAGGUAUGAAAUUACGAGCAACUGGUGACAUUGAGUAUGAGGACUCUGAAAGUGAUUUACAUCAAAGAGCACGUGGAGCACCUGUAGAUACUCGCAGUUUGCAACGUCCAAGUCAAUUAGCAGCCAGUUCAGGCGGAGUUGUAUCAUCUUCACAAGCACGUAUGCGUAAAAGUAGUGGUUCUAGUCCAUGGGAUGGGGAAGACCCACCAUUACCAGGACAAAAGCCAUGGAAACGACCUUCAAGUGCUGCUGAUAAUGAAAGAAGAUUAGUUGAAAAUCGCAGGGCAACUGCAUUAGGACAUACUCCUUCUGGUUCUGAUGGCGAAAAAGAUAGAAGAUUUCGUAAAAAACAACGACAACGAGCAAAGGACCUCUCAUCCAAUAAUGCCAACAUUACUACUGGAGGUCGUUAUGGCAAUCCAGCUGGCGUACAUACCCGUGAUAAUUAUGAUUAUAUCACUUACGACAACGACAACGAUGAUGAAGAUGAUGUAGAUGAUGAUGACUAUGGAGAUGAAGAAUAUGAUGAUCAACCUACAGAUGAAGAUAAAUUUGAACGACUUAAUAGACGUCGUCAUGAAAUGCAUCAACGUAUGUUAGAAAGUGAAAGACGACAACAUGCUCUAUCUAAACCUGGGUUCAAACCAAAUACUUCAGUAAGCAAUUCGUCGGCUCCCAAAAAAUAUCACACUCGAGAUGGUCGUAGUGAAUACACUUUCGAUGAUUUUGAACAAACUCCUACUCCACGUUCAAAUGCAAGUGCUAGUGGUGGUAGUGCAUACCCAGUAAGUGGUUCAUGUACUAAAUUUAGCUUUGAUGGUGGCUUUGAAUCUGAUUUCAAUCAGAGUUCACCACCACCAGCACCAGCAGGUACUGCUUCUAGUUGCAAUUCAACACCUGCUGGCACUGGCAGCGCAACUACGACUCCAGCAACAAAAUCCUCGUUCAGAUUUUCAAAUGAUUUUUCUGAACGCGAAAAAUUGGCAUUUGCACAGAACUCUACAAGUGUGAGCAGUUUACAACAAUUUGAUUUGGACACAGGUUCAUCACCUGUAUCUCGUGCAACACCUCCCAGUACGCAAAAAUUACGAUUCGAUGAUAAUGUUAAAAUUUCACAAUUUGAUGAUGCAGCUUUUGAAGAUGAUUUUUCGAAAGCACAAUUCGAUUUCGAAAAAGAGGAUCAAUGGCAUGCAGAUUCAUUGCAAUCCACGAGUAAUGCAGCCACAAAAAAACAUAAUUUACGAAAUAGCAAAUUGCAACAACGACAGGAACUAAUAAAAAAGUCGGAAUCAAUAAAUAUAUUCGCCAAAAAAGCUGAAGAUCCAUUCGAAGAUGAUGAAUUCUUUAAAGCACCAACCACUGAAACGAAAACUAGUGAUAACGGUAUUAACAAAAACAAUACGACUAAUAUUGGUAAUAAUUUUCAAUGGGAUGAUGAUAAUAAUUUUGCCAAAUUCGAUGAAAAUAUGUGAUUUGAUCAAUUAUUCGCCAGAAAUGCCGAAAUGACUAAUAAAUUUACGCACCACUUACGCGAAGAGGCUUUUAAUUUUGAAGAAAAGUACGGAGACAACGAUAACGAGAACAAGAACGAGAUUGACGAAGAAGAUAAUAAUUAUGCUGAAAUAGAUGUCGCCGAACACGAAUAUUAUUAUAUAACUAAUUUAAAUGACUAUUACCGUCAACAGAAACAGCAUUGCAGUACACAAACUGUUAGCAGUUUUUAUAUGGAGUCGGAACACAAGCAAUCAUCACCAACUAAUAUAAAUCAACAAAAUACAACUAAAAAAGUUACUCUUUUACGCAAUACAAAAAAAUUUAGACGUAAGUUACUUUCGUUAAAUCUUUUAAUGAAAAACUUUGUUAUGUAUCGUUUUAAAUAUGACAUACUUUAGGAUUAGCUAUAGCGGGAUGUUCAUAAAGUACAGGCGAUAUGAUAUAAGUCUUGUAUAUACAAGUCCUCGCGAUAAAAAUUUUUGAAUUCGCUUAAGUAGAAAAUCGAAUUGAAUUGAAUUUUUCUAUUGUUCACUUAAGUUCGCUGCUUUUUGCUUUUUUCAUUCCUAUCGAAUACACAUGUGUAGUUGGGGUUGUACAUUUCGCUUUGGCUUAAGUUCUUACGGUACGUACCAACUGAUUGAACAUUUAGCUAUCAAAAAUUAUAAAGUGGCAUCUGAUACUAAAACACAACUGUUUACACUACUUAUCAUUUUAAUAUGCUAUCUGUUUAAUAGAAAAACAAAAAAGCUUAAAUUGUAAAAAUAUUUGGACAUCGCAAAUAUUUUGAUUAAAGUGCAAAUAAUAAAUAAAUUUUAAUAGAAAUAUUUAUGAUUUGUAUC
Molecule: messenger RNA, 8594 nt
Organism: Teleopsis dalmanni
Lineage: Eukaryota; Metazoa; Arthropoda; Insecta; Diptera; Diopsidae
Gene: Dab
Product: protein disabled
Exons: 11
Coding region: 687-7733 (2348 amino acids)
Source: RefSeq, a predicted model, not a curated record